ACUUUUUUCUCCUCUUCCGAACAAAGCUCCUCUUUCACUUUCAGAGUGGUUUACGUCGUCGUUCCUGUAUGUUGUGAGUUUUUGAGCUUCGUGUCUUUGUUGUUUUUUCCUUUUCUUUUAAUUCCAGAACUCUUCGGCGGUAACACUUGACUCGCGGCUCCUGCCGCCUCAGAGGAGCAGUGCACGAGAAUAAUGUGAAGACUUGCUGGAUCUCCAGAGGAUUAUCAUCUGAUUUUAUUUUCUUUAAACCCGUUUUCCGCUGCACUACAAUGCCUCUGAGGUUAAAAUGUCGACACUGAAGCAAGUUAUUCUACAAGAUAAAGACCAAGCCAUCGAAAAGGACCUGGGCUGGAGUUACUUUGAAUGGAUAGAAAAUGACGUCACCACAGGUGUGGCGAAUGCACAGACACAAACAGAUGAAAGGAGCUGGGAGCACAAGGAGUGUCAGACCAGCAACCCAGUUAUAAUGCACAUAAAUCUCCCACGGACACACUCCAAGCCGAGGCAUUUGUCCCUGGUGGACACAGAUGGCUUGGUAACGCCGCUUUUUCAGUUUGAUCGGCAGGCCCCCGGCCGAAUCUCCACGUCUCCCACCUUGAGAAGAAUGAGAAGCACACGACGUUCUCAAGUGGAUCCUGGUAGAAUGGGCAGCACACGGGAAGAGCCUCCCACUGGUGUCACACCAUCCCCACUGAGCCCCUCAACCCUAUUACACAGGCUCAAAUCUCCACUUGCAGAAAAGACUGUGUCUGAUGGGGAGCUCAUUCACAGUCAUCAGCCCAGUUCCUCCUUAGAGCCACAGAGAACCAGGUCACGUAGGUCAAAGACAUUUGACAGCUGUAUAAUUCCCACCAGUGCAGGCUCUCAGAGUACCCAGUCUGGUCUUAGUAAAGACUCUGGAGUUUCAGAUGGUGAAUUACAGGAGAAAGAGGCUUUUCAUAACAGGUUUCAGGAAAGGAGGCGGAGCUCAGUGGUGGUCAGCCUGCCUGGUUUGGACAUUUCACCAGGAGACUUGUUUGUGUCUAAUGGAGUAGCUGACGUCCUAAACUGCUUCAUCGUCUCUGAUACUAAGAAGCCAAAGUGGCCUUUUUCGCGACGCAAUACGAGUAAAGGGAAGUUGCAGAUAGGUACAGCAUCUGAUAUUGAGAAGUAUCUCUCAACGGCUCAGAUUGAGGACUGGAGGAACACAGACCUUCAGAAGUACAAGGCUUUCUCUCUGACAGAGUUCCUGCAGGACCAGUCUGCCCAGGUGAGCGCCACCUCUGACCUUCAUGUCUUCAAGACACAAGAAGCCAUCUGGGAGCUCUUCACCAGCGAGUGUGUUUAUUUCCUGGACCAGCUCAGAGUUCUCAAAGAGGUGUUUUUGGAAACACUUAGAAAUCUGCAGAUGAAGAACUGUCUAACUGAUGUGGACUCCUGGAGGCUGUUUGCUAACCUGAAUGAGCUUUGCCUGGUGAGCUUUGGUUUCCUGACUAAUCUCCUGCCUGUCAUUAAGGAGACUUUGGACAAGUCUGACGCUGGACCAAUGCUACAGGAGGUGCUGAGCAAGGCUUUCCAAGAGAGCAUAUGCCACUGCCUGCAGAAAUACUGCCUCAACUACUCCACAGCACUGCUUUAUCUGGACAGCCUGAAGCCCAGAGAGGACUUUAGCUCUUACAUGAAGUGGUGUGAACAGAGCGAGCAUUGCCGGAGGCUGCAACUCCGUGACCUUUUGGUGGCUCCAUUGCAGAGGUUAACUCGAUACCCACUCUUGUUGCGAAAUAUUGCAAAGAGAUGUCAGACAGAUGACUACUCCAGAGGACUGCAAGCGAUAGCGGAGCAAGUGGACAACUCGAUAUGUGAUCUGGAGGGCAAAGUCAAAUGGCUGGAUAACUACCAGACGGUGAAGCAGCUAAGAGAUGCUCUGGUGUGGCUUCCUGUGUGGGAGCGGGAUAAACGUGCCUUCAUUCCUGAGAAUCUGAAACAUCUCUUAAAGACCGUCACCCUGGAGAACCUCAUUUCACACAGAAGCCUGCUGCAUGAGGGCAAACUGGUACUCACAGAAAACACAAAGCUGAUUGAUGUCUAUCUGUUCCUGUUUGAUGAGUUCCUCCUAAUCACAAAGAUAAAGAGAAACAAAAAGCGGUCCAUUAGUGCAGAACAGAGUCCGCUGAGGCCGCCGCAGAAUCUGGAGCUGGAUCAGCUGCUAAAAGAUGGAUGCACCUUCAUGGUUCUCGACCAGCCCGUCUCUCUGGAUCGACUCCAGCUCAAGAAUAUUGACCAGAUAAAUGCAUCAACUUCAGGCCUGCCUCACUCUUUCAUAAUCAUGCACCAGAACCGUUACCAGCAGUGCAUAGGUGCAUUCAUCCUACAAGCCCCUUCAGAAUCUGUCAAGAGAGUGUGGAUGUCAAAGAUUGAGGGCGCUGUGACGGCACUGCUGAAGCUGGACUCCACGCAGCCGCGAGUCAAGCGCCCCUCCCUGUGGCUGGAGUCGUCACAGAUUUGACUAGCGGCAUGACCCUAGAAGCCACGUGAUGCUGUGCACAUGAUGCUGUCCACGUGCACACCAGUGCUCCCCAAAGUCCUGAACACAACAUGCUUGCAUAAAUUGGUUUCCUAAAACAUCUUCAUGACAACUACCUGCAUUAGUGUACCAAUUACAGUGUGUAGUAACUUACAUCUCAUCUACUGAAGUGUCUCAAGAGAUUUCGACAUAAACUUCAGAUGUGAAAUGUCGUCUGGUGGAGCUCACCUUCAACACUCACGAUUACUCAUUCUUGUAAAGCACACUUUACUCCAGCAUUCAUGAAGUGCAGAGACCCGUCUUGUUGAACACACACAAACUGCAAAGUAGAAACAUCCUGUAAUUUUAUUCACUUUUAUUACAAUGUCAAAUUAGAAAAAUCAGUUGGUGCACAUGAACAGUUAUCCUCCUGUACGAGUUGCAGGAUGGUCACCGCAACCAGUGAGCAAGACGUACGGGACCGCAGCCUAAGGCACACCUUCACAACCACCAGAAAUGAAUUUGACAUUAAAUACGGCAAAAUGCGAUUCACGAGCCCGUUAAAAAUCAGCAUGCACGGUGACUGCAACACAGCACAAGCUACAGGUGAUGGCGCACGUCUGUGGUGCUUUAUAAAAAUAACACUGAUCCACACAGUUCACUUUGUGCACAUAUCCACAACUCUUACAUUCUCUAAUCAGAAACAUUUACAAAGAUAAUUACGACAGCGUCUGUGUCAACGAUUCCACACAGCAGCCCGUGUGAAGUUGGUCGUGGGUUUGCCGCCGUGUUCUCCUGUGGACGAGCCUCGAAUACAGUAAGGUGCAAAUCCGCGCUAGGCGUCUGGGACCAUCACGAGUUGAAAGAUCAAAUACAGGCUAUAACGUGUGACGGCUAAGGUUUAGUGCUUUUUAUUUACUUCCCCCCCGUGUCAAUCUGAGGUAGACGUAACAAGCGAUGCAUGGAGAUUGCGACUAAGGUGCACAUUCUUUUGUAAUGAACAGAUAAACAGCUAGUUAAUCUAACUUGUCCUAAAACGUGAUGGUUGUUACAAAAGAGCAGAAGAGACCACGUUGCCAGCUGGUACACAGCCUGCUCCAGUUUCUACACAAAACCACCUGCACAAAAAGAAUCAAUUACAGAGGAAUUAUAUUGUGUGUGUAUAUAUAUAUAUAUAUAUAUGUGUAUAUUUUCUGCACAGACGUCUUCAAACGAGAUCCUCUGCAGAAAAUAUACAGUGUGCUGAGGCAAACAAGACAGCAGGCUGACUGUAUACACACACACACGCCAGUCAAUUAUUGCUUCUAAGCAGAACACACACACGCGUGUGCUCAGCUCCAACAGUAGUCAGUGUUUGUGAGUGCAGAUGAUUCGCAAGAAAAUCAACAUCGAGGCACCUUCAACAACAGCAUCAAAACACAGCAGAAAGCACCACCAUCUGUAGAAAUCAAUACACAAAGAACAUAAUUAGUGAUGCAUAAGUGUCCCACAGCAGAAACUGCACAGGGGGGGAAAAAAAAAACCCUCACAUCUUCACCCCAUGGAGAUAAAAAUGCAGAACCUUCGAUUUCAGAACAAACACGCAGCAGAAACUUACAAAAAUAGUGACUUAUGAAAAACGACUGUAUUCCUGCUGUGGACAUUCUUUGG
This is a messenger RNA of Thalassophryne amazonica, 4132 nucleotides long. RefSeq names its product pleckstrin homology domain containing, family G (with RhoGef domain) member 7 (gene plekhg7). The record is from RefSeq and is a predicted model, not a curated record. Bases 287 to 2485 code for a protein of 732 amino acids. NCBI's taxonomy places the organism in Eukaryota, Metazoa, Chordata, Actinopteri, Batrachoidiformes, Batrachoididae. The transcript has 17 exons. Gene Ontology annotation, biological process: Rho protein signal transduction. Gene Ontology annotation, molecular function: guanyl-nucleotide exchange factor activity.